AUGUCAAAGUAGUUUGAUUUGUAAGUUUAUCCAAAUAUGCAAUCUUUAAGAACCCAACCUAAUAAAUUGGAAAAAAUUCUUAAAAAUAUUUAAAGUUAAAAAAUUUUCAAUCAUAAUGUUAACAUUGAGAACAAAAGUUCUGAUGAAUCAUUUUCUUACUUAACUAAGAGAGUUUUGAAUAAGGAAUCACCAUUAUAUAGUUUACCUAGUCAGCGAAUACAUUUAUAAAACGAUAACAUUUUCAAUGAAUCUAAUAAAAAGGUACUUUGCUAUCAACUUCCAAAAAUACAAUAGAAGCUAAAGACAUUAAGUAAAGCCAAUUUUUCAUAAGAGAGAAUUUGUUAAACUCUUCAGAAUUCAGAAUUGAUUCCAAUCACUAGAAGAAAAAUUACUGAUAGUGAAGAAAUUUAAUAUCAAGAUUAAUUAAAUAUUAAGAAAUUGAAUGAGUAAUUAGGCAAUAAGUAAGAUCGAUAGAAUCAGAUUAGAUGGAGAAUUAAUAAACAUUCAUAUCCUGAAGUUUCUGAAUUAAAUGACCUUUCGAAGUAGAUAGAUUUUAUAUAUAAGAAAAAUAAUAUCAAUCCUGUAAAAAUAAAGGCGAGUCAAAAUUAUUACAGUUCGAGAGAUACCAAAAAUUCUAAUUAAUCUAUAGAAUUUUUAAUUAAAUUGCUAAAAGAGAGUAGAAAAUGA
Messenger RNA from Paramecium tetraurelia, 687 nucleotides. RefSeq lists its product as uncharacterized. The record is from RefSeq and is a predicted model, not a curated record. Lineage: Eukaryota; Ciliophora; Oligohymenophorea; Peniculida; Parameciidae. The transcript has a single exon.